This is a messenger RNA of Frieseomelitta varia, 1950 nucleotides long. RefSeq lists its product as uncharacterized. The coding region runs from base 303 to 1202 and encodes 299 amino acids. The record is from RefSeq and is a predicted model, not a curated record. NCBI's taxonomy places the organism in Eukaryota, Metazoa, Arthropoda, Insecta, Hymenoptera, Apidae. The transcript is spliced from 10 exons.
CCGGACGCCUCUCCGUCUGAACGAGAUCCAGCGGCUUUCAGACGGCCAGUCUUCUCGCAGAUCGCAACCUGCGUGGGCAACAAUCGAUCGUGAUCGAUCGCACGGUGCGUCCUUUCUGGGGUACCGCUUUGCAUGUCGUGUACGUGCGAGUCCAGGAGUAUUCCGUGUAUCACGAAUCUUCUAGUCAUCCGCGCACGGGCAUAUAUAGACGGCAAACAACUCGUGCAUCCUUGAUACACGAACCCGUCGUUUCGUCACGGUAAAUCGCAUUCAUCGAUUUACGUCUGUCGCUAUUUGUAUCGAUGCGAAUACAAAUUACGAGGGGUCGGUGGGCCAUAUUCGGUGGCUUCACUUUAAUUUGCCUCGCCAAUUUGCGAUUAGCUAUCGGUGACCAGAAUGAAGGCAACGAAGGCAGGACACAGAGGGAACAUGUGUGCUGCGCCCGACACGAAAAAAUGAUCGAUGUUGGAUACGGAAUAUCGGGCGAAAUUAUCCAAAUUGACGCGGGCCAUUGUCGUAAACUAUGUCCACGACACGUGCUGGACGAUCCAGGAGACGCGAGUCGACCUACUGUACAGAGAUGUUUCCCAGAAUCGCAUUGUCGUCCAAACGCGGCGAAACUAGAGAGGGUAUCGACAAUCCAAGGGGUUCGCGUGAUCGAAGUCACAGAAGCUUGCGAAUGCACGCCGGAUUCGUCCUGUCGGCGAGAAUCCUUCACGCAUCUCGUCCAUUCUGGCACUCCUCAUCAGGCCGUGAUGGACGUCGGAGUAUGUAUGGGUCACUGUGCUAAAGAUCUCGGGUGCAAGCCGGUGAGAAACAGCACGGUUAGCAUCAAAGGACCGAAUGGAGACGAAGUGUAUCAAGUGAUUGAGAAAUGUGGCUGUGCUGGAACAUGUCACAAAAUGGAUCACAUGGAGACCGUUCUAGAUUUUAGCGAGGUCGAAAUUAAGGAUGGCACGAACACAACGGACGUUAGGCCAGUCGUUCGGCAAAUUAACGUUGGACAAUGUGUUGGGACGUGUCCAGGGAAUGAGACGGAAAUGUGUCUUUUGAGGGACAAAAAAGAACCAUCGAGAUGCUUGGCCGCCUUGUAUUCAAAGCAACAUACUUGUACACCAGCUAGAUUCAAAGUUCACGAAUACAGGACUCGUCGUGGAUCGAAGAGAGAAAUUAUUCAAAUUACACAGUGCGCCUGCGUCUGAAUAAAAUAGAGAAGAUCGAGAGAGAUCUAUUGAAAUCAACGGACCAAUAAAACAGACUUAUAGAGAUAUUUAGGUUACUUUAUGCGUCGCGUAAAUACAAAGUACCAUUUCGAUGUUCCUACAUGCACCGUGUAUUGGUAUGACAAAUAAAUACAAUGACUUUCUAGAAAACGUCAACCGCUCUGAAACUAGUCCAUGUCCAUCGCGUUCUAUCCGUUUCGUUUGCUAAUGUCAAUUGUCGUAUUAAAUGAUUCUGCAAUUUUCAUGGCAAUCGGAUUAAUUUUUUAAGGAACGUUUAACAAGUUGGAAUUAGUUCCAGUUACGCGAUUAAUCCCCUCUCCAUGACGGAAGAUGACAAAAGUGGGAUUACAUUUGGUAAGGCGCAAUAAAAUGGUAUCUUUCGCGAAUAUGGCACUAGCCAACAUUUGUACUUACAACUAUUCUCUACGUCGUUUCCGUUCACGUACGAAUAAUGCAACGAGAAGAACGAGGUCGAAGUCGGUGCCCGACGUUCGAACGGAGGCGAAAAUACACGCUGACACCCUCGCGAGAUCCGUCAUCGUCCUCGUAGGAAAACAACCGAUUAUUCGCGAUAUCUAAAUAUUGCUGCGUGGAGCCACAUGACUCGCCACUCACGAAUCUACGGAAUUUAGGAAGCACGAGCUUUUUUUAAUAGAUCCACGAUGUCAUCAUCCCGUUGCUCAGAGAUGCAAAAUUUCUCGUCGAAAAGCACACAAGGCGUACAAUU